Molecule: messenger RNA, 4191 nt
Organism: Oikopleura dioica
Lineage: Eukaryota; Metazoa; Chordata; Appendicularia; Copelata; Oikopleuridae
Source: the annotation of a GenBank genome assembly
AUGGAAGAGAAAAAAGAAGAGAGUUAUUUAACUACAGGUUUUGACUGGUGCUGGAAUGUCCUCCAACAAGUCACCCUUUACCACAUUCUCGUCGUUAUCAUGGUCGGGUUUACCGGAUUCAUCGACGGUCUUCACUCAACUUAUCCAGUCUUUGCCCAGAAAAAGCAAGAUGUUCGCUGCCCGACAGGCUUGGAUGACUACACUGGCUACAACUUUACUUUUUCCGAGCUGCUGAACAUUACGCAAGUCUCAAUCGAACAGGAAUGCGAAGCAUACGAAGUCCCUGUAACAGACUGUUCCGACUCAUCCCUUCUCCUUCCCGACUGCCUCUCCGCUCUUGACAAAAGCGGGUACGACACCCUCAACUGCACUUCCGAAACAGUUAUCUUCGACACUUCUCAAUUCACCGAAACAGUGCCUUCCGAAUUCAAACUUGCCUGUGGAUCGUUUGGAAACUCAAUUGCUACGAGUAUGUCUUUUGUUGGCUUGUUUAUUGGAUCGUUUUUGGCCGGCUAUUGCUCUGAUAAAUGGGGAAGGAAGAUAACGAUUAUUGUGGCUGUUGCGGCUUCUGGUUCAUUUGCGCUUCUUCAGGCAAUCCUUCCCGGAUAUCUCGCAUUCGUCACCAUUCGAAUCUUUGUCCAGUCCGCCAAUCAAGCUGCUUACAUCACCUACAAUGUCUUCGCCGUGGAAUUCGUUGGCCCAGAUGCACGAGGAUAUGUUGGCAUGAUCCCGAAUUUCCUCUUCGCCGCUGGCUAUGUUUUUAUGAGUCUUCUUUCUUACAUAUUCCCGCAUUGGAGACAUCUGACUUAUGCAAUUGCUUUCAUUACACUGCCCUUUGCACUUACCUGGUGGCUCUGGCCGGAAUCGCCAAGAUGGCUCUACAGCUUGAAACGAUACGAUGAAGGACGAAAAGUUCUAGAGCGAUUCGCCAAGGCCUCGAAAAGCGUCGAUUACAACAACGUCGAGCUUCAAAAACUCAAUCCUUCCUCUUCCUCUGGCGACGCCGAAGAAGACUUCUACGCAACUCUCCGUGAAAAAUGCGAGGAAGUAGCUGAUACUGAAAAACCCGAAGAAGAGGCUGAAACGACCAAUCAUACAGUACUGACCUUGUUUACUUCUGGCACGCCAUUGUUGAUGGUGACAUUGAACUUUUGCUUCCAAUUCAUUACCAUUGUCAUGGUCUAUUAUGGACUGAUCUUUUCCGCCGGGGAUCUUCCUGGAGACAUUUAUAUGAAUAAUGUUAUCAAUGGGCUUGUCGAAGUCGCUGCAUAUAUUCCCACCUUCUUCCUCUUAGAGAUCUGGGGUCGCCGGAUUCUCCUCGGUGGACCGCUUAUCCUCGCCGGCGUUUGUAUGCUCGGAGGAAUGGCCCUAAAGCUCUUUAUCGCAGCUGAAUGGACAAUAGAAUUCUUCAGGUGGCUCAUGUUUGGCGCGAAACUCGGAGUUUCCGGAUCUUUUGCUGUCAUUUGGAUCUACGGAGCAGAGUUGUUCCCGACUGAAAUUCGAGGAAAUGCUUUGGGACUUGGAUCGAUGGUUGGCAGAAUUGGCGGCAUUUGUGCGCCGUUUGUGAAUGAAUUCUGGAAAUCUAUCCCAUGGCUACCUCCAGUCAUCUAUGGAGGUUUCUGCGUCGCCUCGGGCGUCUUACUCUUCACUCUUCCUGAAACUAACGGUCGCCCUCUCCUCAACACCAUUGCUGAAGCGAACAAGUUCUACGCGAAUCACAGUAUGCAAAACGCUCUGGAAGAAGAUCAGAGUUUCGGAAGAAUAACGCCGACGGUAGAUGAAUUGGUGGCGAGAACGCUGGAAGAUGGUCGAAAAUCGGCGCAAAGAGAGAUUCAGGAAGCGCUAGAAGAAAUCGAUCGAGCGCGAUUGACUCCUUUUGUGAACGAGCUGGUAGCCGAGACAAUAGAACUGAUCAGAGAAGAGAAGAAAGAAUUGAAAGGUGAAGAGGUUAAACAAGUGGAGAAUCUGGAUCAAAAGAGUCCAGAAGCAACAAGUGCCAAAUCAUCAGACUCUUCAAAAUCACCUUCUCCGGCUUUUGAGAGAGAAAGUAAAUCAAAAGAAGCUUCAAGAGUUGCAUCAAGAAUGGCAAAAGAGACGAUCGAAGAAGAAGUUUCUAAAGAGAUUGUCGAGAAAGCGAUGGAAGAUGGACUCGUCUCGGCUUCAGCCUCAAGAGCUCUUUCUCGUGCUCUCAGACCCGAAGAUUCGCCAGCUUCUUCAAAAUAUUCAAGUCGAUCAAGCACGCCUGAAAAAUCAUCAACAACCACUGAAGAACUCAAGAAUUUGAACGACUUUUCACGAGAUGCCUCUCGAGCUGCAUCGAGAAUCGCCAAAGAUGCUCUUGAAAAUUCCAAAUCAAUGAACAUCAAAGAAGAAAAUUCAGCAGAGCUGCCCUUAGAAUCUUCUAGAACUGCAUCUAUAAUGGCCAAAGGAACCACUGAAACAACCUCUGGUCAAGAUAAAAGCGCUGACUCAAAGAAUGUUUCUAAGGAAGCUUCACGAGUUGCUUCGAGAAUGGCAAGAACCGCGAUUCUGAAUCAACAAGAUUCAAGUUCGAGCGAGUCUGACGAAGAUGCGUCAAAAAAUGCGUCAAGAAUGGCAUCUAGAAUGGCGAAAGAAACUCUUCAGAAAGACCUUGUUAGCAGCAGUUCGUCAGAUUCUGAUGACAACAAAGAAGACCUUAUUGAUGCGUCAAAAGAAGCUUCUAGGAUUGCCUCUAGAAUGGCAAAGGCCGCUGUUGAGAAAGAAGAAGUAUAUUCUACCGAUUUUGUGGACGAUGAAACAAAGAGUGGUUAUAAUGGAGAAUCAUCAGAAGCCUCUAGAAUUGCGUCGAGAAUGGCAAACGACGCUCUGAAAAAUGAAAUGAUGACAUCUGUUGUUGCCGGAGAAGCCCUAGAAGACGGUCUUUUAUCAGCCAAUGCUUCAAGAGCUGUUUCUAGAGCUUUCAAUGUUGACCCUAGUCAAAAUGGAGAUUCGGAUGUUAUUUCAGGAAAUUCUAGCCCAGAACUUCCGACUGGCAGAAUUAAUGAAGCCGAAGUCACAAUAAAUGCACCUGACUCGGAAGCGACUGUAAUAUCUGACAGUAUCAGCGCUCCUAGGUCUCCUAUCGCCGCCGAGCAAACUUUGGGAUCUUCUGAUCCUCGAAUCACUCCAUUGGUUUCUGAUAUUGUCACGUCUUCAAUCAAUAAUGGAAUGGAAUCAGCAGAAGUGAGCAGGAAUGUCAGCCGGCUUGGGAAGCCAAUUUUGAUCGAUGCGCUGAAAUCUGCGGAACAAAGUCGGGUUGCCUCUAGAAUGGCAGAAGAGGAGACAAAACGCGUCACAUUCAAUUUCGAAGCGGCAAAAGAUGAAAAAGAAAGCGGAAAAGAGGAAAACGCCAGUUCCAGUUUUGACCACUUUCAACAAGAAGCUGCGGAUUUAGUCCAACAAGCACUUCUCAAUGGCCUUCAAAGCGCGGAGAAUUCUAGAGCGCAGUCAAGAAUGGUCGAAUCUUCUGACAACCAAAGUUACUACCCUCCAAUAACCCCCGAAGUCAUGAAAAUUGUCCAAGAAGCGCUUGACGAAGGCAUUCUCUCGAGAGCAUCGAACUAUUCCGAAAAAGAUCAACCGCGGAUGACUCCCGUCGUUUUGAAGCUCGUCGAAGAUGCGAUGCGCGGCGGUCUCGAGAGCCCCCUUCCGGAAGCGCCAUUUCCCGAACAAGUCGCUUCAGCAAUUCAACCUUUCCUUUCUGAAGCCGGGAAGGAUGCGAGUUUUCUGUUUCAAAAGCUACAGGAGUUAUCGGCAAUUCUGGCACUUAUCUUGCGGGAUCAUCUGAUGGAACUUCCGUCUUUUACAAGCGACCUUAAUUUGCUGAAAAUUGACGCUAUCAACAGAAUGAUUGACAAUUGCGAGGGGGAAAGUAAUAUGUGUCAAGCGGCUCAAAAUAAACUUACAGUAGUCGAAACACUUUUACAGGCGAUUUCCCUCGUUGCGAAACAACUCGAAGGAGCAAAGAUAAUGAAAAAAGAAGGAGAUGUUUCUGACCAGCUGAUUCAAAACCUGCAAGAAAAGGCACUUGAUGAAGGGCUUCAAUCUGCGGAGGCAUCUGCUAGACAAUCAAGGAUAGAAAAAGAGGAUGAAGAAGAGGAGGAUGAUGGAGAUUCGGGCUCGGAAGUCUCUUAUUCAUCUCAUUCUUCUUCAGGCAGAGGAUUCAAUUAA